Messenger RNA from Adineta steineri, 234 nucleotides. NCBI's taxonomy places the organism in Eukaryota, Metazoa, Rotifera, Eurotatoria, Adinetida, Adinetidae. The record is from the annotation of a GenBank genome assembly.
AUGUACGGUACUGGUAAUAACGUAGGUAGCAAUCUCGGAGAACAAAUUACUGACAACUGGAUCAAUCAAAAUGUUCCAGGAGGAGUUAACAGUCCAAUGGGUGAACAAUUAGACAACAUGAUGGGUGGAAAUCCUAAUCCAACAAUUGGUCAAUAUGUUGGUGGUGCUCCAGGUGUUGGAGGUACUCCACAAUAUGGUAGUACUCCACAGUAUGGAGGGCAAUAUUAUCGAUAA